This is a messenger RNA of Medioppia subpectinata, 1135 nucleotides long. Lineage: Eukaryota; Metazoa; Arthropoda; Arachnida; Sarcoptiformes; Oppiidae. The record is from the annotation of a GenBank genome assembly.
AUUUGUGGCAAAUAUAUGAACGCUAUUUACGUCAUAACCACUCGUAUUAAACAUUGACUUCUUUGCGACAAAAAUUAAUUUCAAAACAAAUUUCAUUACAUUUUAAAAAACGUUUGUUUUUUGAAUUGAAAAACGCAUUGAAAUGGAGAUCACGUUUGAGACGAAUGACAAGGUUUUGCUGCUCUCGACCGACGGCUCGGCCUUUGGACAGACAGUUGUCGACACAAUCGGCGCUAAAGUCAACAAAAAUAAUCUAUUCGUUAAAGACAUCAAUAAUUUGUCGGCGAGUGAUAAGGACUUUGACGUCAUCUUGAGUUCUGUUCAACAAAUAGAGGACAAAAUUUUGGUCCAAUUGUUGUCUUCACUCAAACCGAAGGGUCGGCUAAUUGUGAAGAAGUCGAAGGACUGUCAGUCCGGACAGACUGUGUCUUCGCUUAAGUUGAAUGGUUUCGUCAAAAUCGCCGAAACUAUGGAUGAGAUCACGGCUUAUAAGCCCGACUACGAGACCGGAUCAGCCGUUAAGCUAAACCUCGGCGACAGUAAGCCGUCUACGGCUAAGAUCUGGUCGUUGGCCGCAAACGAUAUUAUCGACGAUUCGGUGGAUUUGAUUGACGACGAGGACCUGUUGACCGACGAGGACAGGGCUCUACCGAACCCGGAAUCGCUUCGAGUGUGCGCCACAACCAAAGAGCGCAAAGCCUGUGCCAAUUGCUCGUGUGGUUUAGCCGAAGAACUCGAGUCCGAGGCCAUCGAUAAGGUGCGAGAGAACUCGCAAAACGCCAAGUCUUCGUGCGGUAACUGCUAUUUGGGUGACGCCUUUCGGUGCGCGAAGUGUCCAUAUCUAGGAAUGCCUGCCUUUAAAGCCGGAGAGAAAGUGGUGUUGGAUAACUCGAGUGACAUAUAAUCUGAUCCACGAUUUGUAUCUCAAAAUUCAAGUCAUCCAUAUAUAUGUAUGUAUUGGUACACGUGUUAAAACGCGUGCACUAAUAAUGUACGCUUAUUUUUGUGACCAAUUUUGUUAAUUUAAAUAACAGUAAAGUUUGUAGUAAUAAGUAAACCACAUAUAAGUUAUAAUUUUUAAUUUGAAAUCUUGUAAAACACAAAUAUUAAUAAAAACGUUUAGAUUUAAAUUAAA